CAUCUGUCGCAUUGAACAGGCACUGCGGUAGGCAUCUAUGACUUCACUCCGGGUCCUUCUUGUGUUAGAAGAAACAUGGCGGCGUCCAUGCUGUGCAGGAGGACGGCUGCCUUAUGUAGGACUUUAAAGGACUUCUCAUCUUGUAAAGCUGUGCUUUCUGUAAACUCUCCGUGUGGAUCUUUAUCACAAACAGCGUCCUAUAAUCCCAAACCUCUAAAGCUGAACCUCCGGAACCCGUACAUCCCGGACAAGGACAGCGAGAAGACGCCGGAAUGGCAGAAGACAGCCCGCUACGAUAAGAAGCUGUUCGGUCGGUAUGGCUCUGUGUCGGGCAUCGAUCCUGCAUCUCUGUGGCCCACACAUGAGGAGCUGGAGAAGAUUAUUGCGGAGGAAACCCAGUGGCAUCCCCCGCUAGAGGUGAUGCUGAAGAACAUAGAAGCCAGGGAGAAGGAGGAGAGGGAAAAACGGCUGGCGAGAGAGAAGCUCAUUGCCGCAAACAUGGCCAAAAUGCCCAAGAUGAUAGCAGACUGGCGCAGAGAAAAGCGUGAAACCAAACAGAAGCUAAAGGAGGAAAAGGCUCGCCGUACAAGGUUGCUGGCUGAGGCCAGAGAGCGUUUUGGCUAUGCAGUGGACCCCCGCAGCCCCAAGUUCUUGGAAAUGGUUGCUGAAAUAGAAAAGGAAGAGAAGAAGAAGAAGAAACUAAUGAAACGCAGACUGAGAGAGGAACAGGCAACAGGCUCCGAUGCACCUCCUGCUGCCUCCUCAUAGUCUUGGACCGAGUCGUUAAAGACGUAAAUAACUGUUGGGCCUGGGUCAGAUUGUGUUUGAUAGUUUAAGGUGUGCUGUGUAGUACAGUUCAAUGGAACCGUUCAAAUGGCUAAAAAUAAGUUUUGUCCUUCUGUGAAGAUGUGACGAUUCCAACUUUCAACUUAGUUUUUCAGGACUGCUCCAGAUAAAUACAACCUCUGCACAGAUGGUGUGGGUGUGUUUAAAACAUGACACGAGGCCAAGUUCAGCAAUUUUCAUGAUUGCAGAUAUCCAUGAGAACAAUUUAUUUAUACAAAAAUAAUUUUUACACUCAAGUUUUCUGAAAAGCGCACGUCGUGUCUCGGCACCGACGCGCUGAGUGUGAACAGCAGUAAGCCGUAGUUUAGCCUCACUGGCUCUGCCGUGCUCUUAUGCUGCACCCGUACAGAAUGGGCGCGCAGUGCACGAGCCAGUCCUCCUUCAUGCUCGUUAUCUUUGUCUAAAAUAUGUUUGUGCAGCUGCACAUGAAAUGCUCUAGCCAUCUCAACACCUCAUACACUACCAAACCUGUGGCAGUAGCAGCGUCUAACCCUGUAAGGUCCAAGUUCUCAUCGGUGAUGAUGAA
This is a messenger RNA of Maylandia zebra (zebra mbuna), 1372 nucleotides long. It is a transcript of the gene gadd45gip1, whose product is annotated as growth arrest and DNA-damage-inducible, gamma interacting protein 1. Lineage: Eukaryota; Metazoa; Chordata; Actinopteri; Cichliformes; Cichlidae. Gene Ontology annotation, cellular component: mitochondrion; nucleus. The record is from RefSeq and is a predicted model, not a curated record.